Molecule: messenger RNA, 1878 nt
Organism: Pseudozyma flocculosa PF-1
Lineage: Eukaryota; Fungi; Basidiomycota; Ustilaginomycetes; Ustilaginales; Ustilaginaceae
Exons: 1
Coding region: 1-1878 (625 amino acids)
Biological process (GO): CDP-choline pathway
Cellular component (GO): nuclear envelope
Molecular function (GO): choline-phosphate cytidylyltransferase activity; phosphatidylcholine binding
Source: RefSeq, a predicted model, not a curated record
AUGGCGCAACCACCGCAGAGAGCGGCGCACCACCACCAUCACCAUCACCACCACCACGGCCACGUCGUCGACCCCUCCCGACGCAAGAAGAAGCAUCCGCACUCGCAUCUGCAGCAGGAACUCGAAGACGACGAGGGCAGCACCAACAACUUCAUCUCUUCGUCCAGAGACGCGUCCGAAGAGGACAAUGACGACCAGGAGGAGACUUUCGACGACGACGCUUCCAUCGCCUCGCUCAGACACCACCACCAGCAGCCCAGCACCGGCAGCGUCGUUGCCGUGCCCGUCUCUUCCUCCACCGCAUCCAUCCCGCCCAAUGACCGCGACCAGGCCCUGAUCGAGUCCAAGCCCCACCCCCUGUCGCAAUCGCACAAGUUCAAGGGCAACCCCGAGGAUCGCACCCCCUCGAGCUCAAGCCCGCCCAAGGCGGCACCUGCUCUGGGUCACGCCCAGCUCCGGGCCGCGCAGCAGCAGCAGCUCGGUCAUGCAGCCUCGUCCGACGAGGAGUAUGCGGCGACCCGACCCAGCGUCGGCGUGACGCUCGCCAACGCCGCAUCGACCCUCUCGAGCUCCUCGUCGGCCGACCUUCUGCCCAAGGUCGUCUCUCACCGGCAGCAAGACGCGGCCGGUCGAUCUGCCAAGGCAGCGACGGGUCUCAGCCUUGACGCCUUGCCGGCCACCUCGGCAUCCCUCGCGAAGCAGUCGGCAGACACGCCUGGCUCUUCGGCCGCGACCACAGGCGUCGCGGUGCAGGGCAGUGCUGUUGUCACGCCGCGUGCGACAGUCGAGCCAGUCAGGGAGCUGACGACUUCGCAUGGUGCCGAGGGGAAAUCAGCAGCGACUGGGCAUGCGCAGGUCCAGGGCGGCGGUGCAGGCAAGCGGAAGGGGUCAAAUCCGCACCAGCUCUCGGCUGCUGCUGCGAGCUUGCGUGACAGCAGCAGCACCACCCUCGACAGCGACGUCGAUGGCGGUACGACGACGGACGGCGCGACUCCGUACGAUGGCGAUGUCGAGUACGCCGCCCGCACCCCAGUCAGCGUUCAGAUCAGCGGAGGCGGUCGGCCAGAGAUGACGUCGGACCGUGGGCCUGUGGGCCCCUCGGUGGCCUCUCCCUCCCAGACCCCGGGCACGGCGGCCACAUCUACGGGCAGCUCCUGCACCGCUCCCGACCAGGUGCCCUCGCGCACGUAUAUCCAGGUGGUCGGCUCGCGGCAUCCGGACUGCCACCCGGACGGCGACAACGCCAAGGAGGAGAGCUUCGACUCGAGCCAUAUCGCCAGCGCUGAAGACAUCCGGCGGUGGGUGCACGACGCCAUCUUCAACCCGGACCCGAAGCGCGACUACUCGAUCAACAAGCCGCCGCGCAGGAUCGGCAAGGACGGCAAGGAGAGGCCGAUCCGCAUCUACGCCGACGGCGUGUACGAUCUCUUCCACUACGCGCAUGCCCUGCAGCUGCGCCAGGCCAAGCUGUCGUUCCCCAACGUGCACCUCAUUGUCGGCGUCGUCUCGUCGUACAGCUGCAGCUCGCACAAGAACAAGCCGAUUUUCUCGUCGGCGGAGCGGUACGAGUGCGUGCGCAACUGCCGCUGGGUCGACGAGGUGCUCGAGGACGCGCCGUGGGUCAUCGACCAGAACCUCAUUGACGCCAUGGAGAUUGACUAUGUGGCCCACGACGAGCUGCCCUACGAGGGCAAGGGCAUCGAGGACGUCUACGGCUUCGUCAAGAAGCAGGGCCGCUUCCUCCCGACGAGGAGGACCGAGGGCGUCAGCACCAGCGAGCUGCUCGGCCGCGUCGCCGAGGUCUACCGCACCGGCACGCUCGACAAGAAGCUGGCCAAGGUCGGGUUGAGCCACCUCGCCUUUAAACCGGACGAGUAG